GAUUCCGCCUGCUGCGUCCCUUUCCGAUCUUUACAUGGACAGGCAGGCGCCUCUGAGCUGUCUCACUCGUUUCGUAAACACCCUCUAUAUAAAAACCCUAGCCUGAGACCCUCACAGGUGCUAGCAACUGGCGUUACAACAGCUAGAUCGAGCCGGCUCGAGAGAAGUUUUAGUUCAGCAAGAGAGAGCGAGGGACGGAGGGAGAAGCGUUUUCUCUCUGAUCGUCGGAUCCGGGAUCCAUGGAGCUGGAGGCUGCCGCGCCGGCGUUGACGAGGAGGGACGGCCGGAAGCUGGCGAGGUGCCCGCGGCUGCAGCUGGGCACCGAGACGGUCGCGGCCAUCGAGCAGUCCACGGGGGAGAGCGUCGCCGCCGACGCGGCCGCCGAGCGGGGCGCGGGGCCCGGGAUGCGCGUCAAGAUCGUGCUCAGCAAGCAGCAGCUCAAGCAGGUGGCCGCGGCCGUCGCGGGUGGCGGCGGCGGAGGAGGAGGAUUCGCGCUGCCGCCGGCGCUGGAGCAGCUCGUCAGCGUGCUCAAACGGCAGCACGCCAAGAAGCUGGCGGCGGCCGACGUGGUGGCCGCCGCGAGGCGCCGGGACCGGUGGUCGCCGGCGCUGCAGAGCAUCCCGGAGGAGUGCUUUUAGCUAGGCGCGUGCCUUCGUGCAGUGUUCCUUCCACUAGCUCUUUGCGUGUAUAGCUCUCUCCUGAUCUUCGUCUUCCUCCCGCUGGAAUGCAACCAGCCAAUUUGAUUGGGCCAAAAUGAGCGCCCAAUGGUUGCAUCCCAACUUUGAAAAUGUCACAUAUUUUUUAUCUGGCAUUUGGAUCUGUAACGAUCCGGUCCGGGAUAACGGCUAAGAUCUACUCUGCACGUUG
Messenger RNA from Panicum virgatum (switchgrass), 867 nucleotides. RefSeq lists its product as uncharacterized. The transcript has a single exon. The coding region runs from base 240 to 638 and encodes 132 amino acids. NCBI's taxonomy places the organism in Eukaryota, Viridiplantae, Streptophyta, Magnoliopsida, Poales, Poaceae. The record is from RefSeq and is a predicted model, not a curated record.